This is a messenger RNA of Atta colombica, 3789 nucleotides long. RefSeq names its product UPF0769 protein C21orf59 homolog. NCBI's taxonomy places the organism in Eukaryota, Metazoa, Arthropoda, Insecta, Hymenoptera, Formicidae. The coding region runs from base 1142 to 2014 and encodes 290 amino acids. The transcript has 7 exons. The record is from RefSeq and is a predicted model, not a curated record. Gene Ontology annotation, biological process: regulation of sodium ion transport; regulation of cilium movement. Gene Ontology annotation, molecular function: sodium channel regulator activity.
UGAAAUUUUAAGAUGAGCAAAUAAAGUUGAGAUUAACGAUAUUUUUCUCUUAUAAAAUCGAUAAAAUUUCUUGGUACAAAAAGUCAUUAUUUCGACUUGUACAAAUUAUAAUAUAAAUUACGAUACAACUAAAUUUUUUUAUAUUUUAUUUUUGCAACAAAAUUUUAUUACUGGACUGCAUGUUAAAUAUUUUUCUAUAACUAAACACAACUAUAAUAUGUGCCCUGAUGAAACUUUUGAUGAAUAAAUGAAUCCGUGGGACCGAAUUAUAAUAAAAUGUCGCUAUGCAGAAUCAUUCAAGCUUGUAGAGUGCACCAAUCAGCUACAGUGACAGUUGUAAAUGAAACCGCAUCUAAAUUGACAGCGUUCGUUACCAUUUAUGAUGAUAUUGAUCGAUUAAUGUUUCCGUCAGGCUCCUAAAAAAUGGGAUGAAGCCUAGAUAGGAUAUUAUUUGAGAAUACAGAUUUCACAUGCAUUUCAUAUAUUUUUUUGGAUCAAAUGCCAAUUUUUCUAUCACAUAGAGUAUCACAUUAAAGUAGUCGACUCACGUCUCGAUAGAGGAAUUUUCUUCCUCUCUCAUAAGUAUUGCCACACGUAGACGAACCGAUAUGUAAUAUGUCGCGUACGCAUGUACACAUGUGUCUAUUUAUAAAUGUGCUCUAUAAGCACGUGUUUGUUAUAUGUAAAAGAAAGAACUACGUCGUUUCAGUGUCGGAGUUACAUGAUGCACUGCUGCGCCGUUUAAGCUGUUGUGUGAAAAAAUACAUAGUGAAGCUAUUACAUUUAAGUAAAAAUAACUUGUAGCUAUAUACACACACAUACACACAUGCACACACAAGAAAUUUGGUAUAGGUAUAAUUUUUGAGAAAAUUAUACCUAUUAUUUCUGUUUUCUUACAGCACCACAAAUGCUGUUUUAUUUUGUCUUUUUAUUUACAAUUGAUAAAAUGUUUUAAACUUUUUUAUUUUUGUGAAAUUAAAAAUAUUUUUCAUAUAGCGAUUUGAAUAAACGAAGCAGUGCACUGUGCAGUUCUGCUCGUUAUCAUAGAUUUACCGCCGAAGUCACAAUGGCCGCGGCAGUUCGAGCAAUGCGAAAGGAUUUUGAGUAAAGUUUAAAAGUUGAAAAUUUUGACUUGAUAAAAAUGGUGAGAUUGCACGUGAAGAAAGGUGACGACAGCCAAUUUUUAUAUGAUACCGAUUUGGAGGCGAAUGUGGACAAUGUUAUAUGUGACAUCGUAGUGAUUUACAAUGGUCGUUUGAAGAUUUCAAGAAUUUGUUAUGAGAUCGAGGAGCUGGCUAAGCACGGCGUAAUGUUACCACCUGACAUAAUGGGCCUCACGGACGAUCAGGUCGAGGAGCUCAAGCUCAAGGACGAAUGGGCAGACAAGUGCGUGCCUAUGGGCGGUUGGACUUUCAACAAAGACAAGAUCGGUCGCAGAAAUGGCAGACAACCAAACGAAAAGAUGCAGGAGGUGCUAAAAAAAACUAUUGAGGAUGCACGUACCAUGACAUCGAAAAAAUUAGUGCAACAAGAGAAACUGGUUACUCAAAAGACAGUUCAAGAAGCUCUGGAUUUGUUAAGAGGCGCCGUGAUGAUUGUUUAUCCGAUGGGACUUCCACUACACGAUGUGAUCCGUAAAGAGUUUGAGAAUACUGAAGAUCUCACUGGUACUCAAGCUUCUCUCGAGGUAAUCGAUAUGCAACUGGCUCAAUUAUGGUUCUCCGGAAAGGAGUUAUUACCUGGGAAGAAGAUGAAGGACUUUGUAGGUAAUAACGAGAAAACCAAAGUGAUCGUGAAACUACAAAAGAGAGGAUCUGGAAAACCAGCGAGGGAGCCAUUAAUGUCAGAAGAUGAACGAAAACAAUUAAUGUUGCACGCGUAUCGUCGUCAAGAACAGCUGAAGAAACUUGAACAAGACGAUGACGACGAGUAUCUCAACUCCCCCUGGGCCGACGGCAGCAGUUUGAAGCGACAUUUUCAAGGUCUGAAUAAUAUCUCGUGGAGACCACAUUAGGCGAUAAUUCAUCGCCGUCCGUAAAGAAGCAAAGACGUUGGCCGAAGAAGCUUUUUUGAAUCGAGGAAGGAUGAGGAAGAGGAGCAAGUUAUCUCUCUGUCUCAGGAUCGAUUAAAAUCCACCCUCGCGAUUCACAGAGUGAACCAGAGGCAAACUCGGUACUUUUUCGAGACAUUCGUACGCGAUUACACGGUAAUUCAAGGAAACCUUUGACGAAUCUGCCAUUUCUCUAUUGUAAAAAUCUGUCCCCAUUACAAGCGCCGACUACUACGUAACUUGCAGUUACGAUAUUUCGCGACGUACUUUUUCCUACUCGAUAAUAGCUCAAUAAUUGCGAAGUCGCGCGUAUAACUCUGUCGCAACUCAUGCCAGAGAGACAGCAGUCCCUCUUAAACGCGGUAUCUUUAGUGCGAUGCUCGUAUGCGUCAGAAAAGUUCUUCAUUUCUUGCAAAUGUUUAGAAGUUGGUGGCGCAGUCGUUAUACCGCCCGCCAAAAUUGAUUUACCUCGAUGCCUUCUUCGUAGCUUGUCUAAGUACGAUUCGCGAUCCGAAAUCAAUUCGCGAAUCCCGUGCCUGUAUAUCGCAUCCUUGUAAACGAAGAAUCUGUCCUUACUGUCGUAUACGUAGCAUUCAGGAUACACCGUAUAUUUUUAAACGAUUUUCCACGAUAGUGGAUAUCCGCAAUGGUAGAUGAUCGUUUUACAUAAAGAAAAAAUAAAUCGAUCGCUUUGAAAAUGGCGGAAGUCUUAAAAGAAAUUAAAGUCUGCACUAUUCUCGAAUUAUAGAAAAAUGUGUAAUGAUUAAGUUAUAAAUUUAUAUGUAAUAAGCGAUACAUUUUCAACGGCGGAUUAUAAAUUUGCCUGUGUUUUUGGAAUGUACGUCUUCAUCCAUGCGGCAAAUUGCGGACUUUAAAGAAGCUUAUUUUUUACACGUAAGCUUAAACGUAAGCGAUAAAUGUUUUCUGUCUCGCAGCUCUCUCUCUCUCUCUAUGCUCAUUAACUGAUUGAAUCUCAAAGUUAUUGGACUCGUGUCAUUCUCAAAACGAUUGAUACAAAUUUGCAACGAAGCGCAUACCGAGUACACACUUUCUCUGGUUCAUUCAACGAUACGAACGGAACGUCCAUCUAGGGAAUGCAGAGGAGGAAAAAACGCGUGGCGAGGUUCUAUUCGCGGCAUCACGCGCUGUAUAUUAAAGUCACGAGUUUAUAUAGUUAUGAACUUAAAGAACUUAUCAGUAAAACUAUGAGCUAAAUACCGUUAAACGCUACGAGUAUUAUCAGGUAAUUCGCUUGCUGUGUGAUCAUGAUGCGUCCACUCGCGUGCGUCGUUAGACACUUUUAUCAAACACACCGACAACAUCACGUCCGUUCCACUUUUAUCUGGCGACACGCUUUUGCAAAUAAAAAAAUGCGCGAUUCGCAAGUGUCCACCCCUCCCCCCCCCGCAUCCCGUUGCGGUCUCGUCCAUGUACUAUGAUAUCCACAUGCACAAAUGCACAAAUUCUAACGGUUUUCAGGUACCUGACCGACACGUACGAAGAAAUGUAGGUAAUCGCGAAUCUUACAAUUGCUACAUAUGCGCAUUUAAAUCGAUACAAGUGCACAAGGCGAAGGAACGUUCGAUAUAUAACGGAGAGCUUUUCUCGAGAAAAAUCCGAGAUAUGGCCUGUUGUUUUUAGGUGCGCUUUCUGCAUUCAAACGAGGCAAAUUAUACGCUAUUCCUUCAGGAAGAAAUUAAGAAAAAAGAAAACAGGUGUUAAGAGCAUAAUUAAAAAGA